This is a messenger RNA of Trichoplax adhaerens, 1416 nucleotides long. RefSeq lists its product as uncharacterized. Lineage: Eukaryota; Metazoa; Placozoa; Uniplacotomia; Trichoplacea; Trichoplacidae. The coding region runs from base 1 to 1416 and encodes 471 amino acids. The record is from RefSeq and is a predicted model, not a curated record. The transcript has a single exon.
AUGGAAUGGAUUAUUAUGGUAUUGCUCUUAUUUGGAAUGGGAAAUUUUCUGUUAAGUGUUGUCUCUUUUGUGGUUCUUCCCAUAGCAGCUGAUCAAACUAUUCGCACACUUGCUUUUACUGGUCCCAUACUACCUGCAAUAGCGGUAUUGUCUUUGGCUUUCUGUCUAUUUUAUCGCAAGAAUGCUCCUCAUGAUACUGUUACUACCGCUAUCUUUGCCUUAUCAUUUUGGUGCUUGCAUUUAGGCUUGAGCAAUUUUAUCAUCUACUGUAGUAUAUUUAUUACUAAUGGCUACUUUCAUCUUUCUGGCCCUACGAUCCUCUUUAUCAUCAACGGUAUCAGCACUAGUGCAAUACUCAUCGUUGCUUUCAUAUCUGUCAAUAAGUAUUACCUAACAACCACGGAUGAUGAUGGUAAUGAUCACAAUCAUACCAGAAGAGGUAUUUGGGUUCGAUAUAGCUGGGCCGAUGAAUAUGGUUGUUGUGAUGUUCAAUACAAAACGUUAGCGGUUUGGCAAAUUUUCGCUGGGAUAGUGCUCACCAUUAUUGGUAUGGUUGGAUUAUUCAAUGUCACCAUCGUUUAUCCUGUUGUUGCUAUUGCUGCUGGUUCCAUGAUAUUUACAUCGGGUAUCAUGGGAGAAUUUACAGCUAAACUGAAUUCAGCCAAUACUGGUAAUUGGUUUGUUGCUUUUAGUCGAAUUGCUAUGAUGGCGUGUUGGCUAGUGAUGAUUUGUGAUAUCGUUUAUAUGGCGCAGGGGGCCACAUCAUUUAUUUCCAAUCGUUCUCUGAUCUACGUUUUCCUCUUUAUUUUACUGGCAGCUUCCAUAGUUGGCUUUUUUUUCGCAGUUUAUGUUGAAGUUUUAGUGGGAAGUAGGCUGGGACUUCACAAAUUUGAUUCAGUUAGGAAUGGCGAAGAAUGGAUGGGAUAUGAAUAUGCGAUCCAGAGUCGAGAAUUUUGUUUUGCUGUCAUCCAAUUUAUAAGCGCAAUGAUAUGCUUUGUAGCCGCAGUCUUGGCUAUUGCUAUUUUAUAUGGUGAUCCUAUAGUUGUAUUUACUGGCUUAACUGGCUGCCUCUUAAUGGCAAGUGGUAGAACUGCUGCUAACAUCCUUCGUAAAAAGUGUGUCAUGACUUAUAGUACUUAUACUAUUUUAUGUGUACUGACAAGUUUCUUUAUAGUAGCCAAUCUUAUCAUGAGUGGCUAUCAACUUUUUCUGAAGAUAUCAUCCAAUGAUGCUUCGUCUACUUUCCUUGCUGCUUGUAUAAUGAGUAUUUUUGCAUCACUAAUAGCCUUGCCUACUACGUUGUAUAGUGUUCAUUUUUAUUACAUGAAAGUGAAGUCAUUGCUUGCUAACGAUACAAGACAGAUCCGUGUAGCGCAGAAUGCAGAAGGCAAGCCGUUACUUGAUCAGGAUAUUUAA